AUGGAAGAUUUACAGAUUUUAUUGCAAUAUGAUGGCUCAUGGGAACAUGAUUCAUCUUAUUCAAAUUAUAGAGUAUCUGGAAUCAUAUUACCAAAGAACUGCAACUUCACAAAUCUUGUUGAUAUAAUAUCUACUGAAAUGAAGAUUCAGCUUAAACAAAAUAAAUUAGUUAUUAAGUACAAAAUCAGUGAUGAUUGUCCUCCAAUUUGUAUUGAAGAUGAUGCAAGUCUUACAUUCUACAAAGAGCUUAAGAGAAAAGAUAAUGAUAUAACAAAAUAUAGAAUAUAUGUAACAUUAGAGAAAAAGAGGAAAAGAGUCUAUUCUAGUGAGACAUCAAAUGCAACUGUAAACCAAGAUGACAUGAAAUUGGUUUUACAAAAUAACAUGUUGUCUAUGGAAGGAGAAUCUUCAAAAUUAAGAGAGACAUCAGAGAAUAGCAUGAAUAUGAUUGAAUAUGCAAAUCUUUUAUCUGACAUUGGAGAGACAUAUCUUGAGGAAGACUUCCAAGAAUUUGUUCAAGGUUCAAGGGAUAUCGAAAUUGGAAAAAAGUACAAGGAUAAAAAUUCAUUGAAGAGUGAAAUAAGCCUCUAUGCAUUAUCAAAACAUUUUCAAUUCAAGGUAAUCAAAUCAUGCACAAGACAAUACAGGUUAAAAUGCGUUGAUGAAGAAUGUCAAUGGAAUCUAUACGCUUCAAAGAUUGGUUACACAAAAGCAUUUGUGAUCCGCAAAUUUGUUGAUAUUCAUACUUGCCGUUUGGAAAAGAGAAUGGGCAGUCAAUGUCUAGCUAGUUCAACCGUCAUUGUAAAUAUUAUAAAACAUAAGUUCAUUGAUGUGAAGACGAUUUAUACACCAAAUGACAUUAUAAAACAUAAGUUCAAUAACACUUCUACUAACCUUAGAUUCAUUUUUGAAAUAUUUAUCACAAAAACUACUAGAAUGGCUGAAUUCAGCAUAAUCAGAUUCAUCCCCAAAACAACGCAAUCCAGUAAGAAUAACAAACUCAUACAUACUAAAUCUCAUUUUCCUACUACAAAUAUCAAACCACAACUCUUUAUCAUCUGA
Mercurialis annua (annual mercury) is the source of this 1062-nucleotide messenger RNA. RefSeq lists its product as uncharacterized. The record is from RefSeq and is a predicted model, not a curated record. The transcript is spliced from 2 exons. Bases 1 to 1062 code for a protein of 353 amino acids. NCBI's taxonomy places the organism in Eukaryota, Viridiplantae, Streptophyta, Magnoliopsida, Malpighiales, Euphorbiaceae.